GUAAAAACAAAGCUCAAAGGACAUCAUAAGAGAAUAACUCCCCUUCGUUUUGUCUCAGUUCAUUCUCCAUCCAUAUGACUGCAAUUUCACAAGCAAAGCACAUAUCAUCGUGCAGUCCUGCUGAUCUGCUCUACUGCAGAAGAAGGCCACAGAAAGAUCCAGCAUUUAUAUCAACAACGUGAUGAGUUAACUAAUAGACUACAUGGUCCCACCACGGCAGAUAGAGUCUGAAGACUAACUUAACUAACUCUGAGAAAGCUAGAAGGACUAUCACUGAAGUUUCAGAUCCAGUAAAGGAAAAGGCAAAGGCAUUGAAAAUAUUCAUUAGUCAGAGGUCAGCCGUUUUCAAUUUGGACGAAAGAUGAAUGUGCUUACUGAACUUCUUACCAGGAAGAUAAUAAGAAUCUAUAGGAACAUCACCAAAGUGCUGCAACAAUGACAUUGUACACACUGCUUCAAUCAGCUGGCACCUCAUCGCUAAUGUAGAUGCUGAAGUACCAAUACUGCACCAGGAGUACUGCAUAAGACAUAUACAUGUUUCCUGGUAAAGUCAGACGCACAACGAAAAAAACUUAUUCAAUGUCUUAAAGCAACAAUUGAAAGAAUGGUAUCUCAGUAGAACAGAUCAGCAGGACUACACGAUGAUAUGUGCUUUGCUUGUGAAAUUGCAGUCAUAUGGAUGGAGAAUCAACUGAGACAAAGCGAGACUGAAGAUCGCAUAUUGCACUAUCUGAACAAGGAAUGCCAGAUUAAGGCAGUUAUGUAUGCUGGCGAAAUUGAGCAGUAUGCAGAUAAGCUUAAACUCAUGAAUACCUACCUCAUCUCUACUGCAAGAGUGAAAGUCUCACCAACUUCAUACGGCAAGCCAAUACAUAAAUUUUACUGGAUUCUUGACAAAGAAACAGUAAUUGAAGAAAUCAAACCAUCUAAUGAAGUUGAAAAUCCACUUCCACCGCCAACCAAGCUGAAUAUCACAAGCUUUGACCGCAUUCCUCAUCUGAUGGUUGAUUCUGCUGCUGAAAUUGAUAUACUAGCAAUCGUUCUUCGUUGUGGUCCUCAAAAAAACGCAGGUCACAGUCAUCAUAGGUGUUGAGAAAUUACCCUUUGUGACAAUCAGAAAAAUCAGUUUCUCUUCACUCUAUGGGAGGAUUUCGGAGAAAUAGAAGGACAUGAAAUUUCCUCUAAAAUGGCAACAGAGGCAGAUCUACUUGUAAUCCUCGGAAGGAGUAUAGGAAUCUCUACUUAUCAAGGAUUGUCACUGCAGACUAGGUACAAUUCCACAGUACGUGUGAAUCCGAAUUACCCACAAGCAGUGGCACUCAUCAACUGGGCAAAAGAAAAGAAAACAAUGUUGUUAAGUUGUGCAUCAGAGAAAACCUCAACAAGCUCAUAUGUCGCUCCCAUGAUAGUGACUCCUGCUGGCCAACAAGUUAUCUCUAUUGCAGAAAUCUCAUCAGCGCCUUCUAUGGGAGUGUUCUAUGUUGAAGCAGAAAUGGCCAUAUUAGAUGAAUUCCAAGACUUUUGUGUACUUGAAUGCUCAGGAUGCAAACAGAAGAAGCGCACAAAGGAUAGAAAGGAUUUUGAAUGUCCAAAAUGCAAUCGGAAAACAGCAUUAGUGCCUCGCUGUAGCUUUCAAAUUGAUCUUAUUGACGGUACUGCUACAACCACAGCAUCUAUCUCUGCUGAAUUGGGAGAAAAAUUACUGUCCAUGACAGCAGAAGACAUAUUUGACAUAACUUGCACUAAGCGACAAUCAUUGUCUCUUAAUCAUGUCCAUGAGAUGUUGUCAAACAAAGUAUUCGAAAUUCAGCUAAGGAAGUCAUCUUGGGCCAGCUGAAAUAUCACGCAUGCAACUUUGUCCGUUCUUUGCUACAUGGAAAAACAACAUACUCCACAGAGCACUACUGAUAGGACUUCUAAAAAGAUAAAGCCUUUGGAAAUAAGUGAGGUAGAAGUGAUGGCAACAACUACUGCAACUGGUUCUUCAAAUGCGCCACCAAAAUUUGAACCACCCACACCAACCAAAAAGGUCUAAAAGGAACUCCCUCACACCAUUUUGUCACUUUUGCUUAUAAUAGGGACAAUAUAAUGAAUGACUCUCCCUAUGCUUUGGUUUUUUGAAUGACGAAGAUUAGCUAUGGAGAGGCAAACUGCAGCGUCCUCUAAAUAUGAUAAACAAUGACAUGCUAAUCUUAUAUAGCAAAACUGCAACAUGUACUAUAUUAUUUUGGUUGUAUUACAUUAGUUAGUAUGUGCAAAUCGUUCAAAUCGACAUCAUACUGAUGUCUAUUGUACAUAUUCUGAAUAUUUCAAAUAGUACAUAAUAUAAUAUAUGAUAUUAUCCAUCUUCUACAAA
This is a messenger RNA of Solanum tuberosum (potato), 2356 nucleotides long. Its product is annotated as replication protein A 70 kDa DNA-binding subunit B-like. NCBI's taxonomy places the organism in Eukaryota, Viridiplantae, Streptophyta, Magnoliopsida, Solanales, Solanaceae. The record is from RefSeq and is a predicted model, not a curated record. The transcript is spliced from 14 exons. Bases 1187 to 1837 code for a protein of 216 amino acids.